Molecule: messenger RNA, 2104 nt
Organism: Spodoptera litura
Lineage: Eukaryota; Metazoa; Arthropoda; Insecta; Lepidoptera; Noctuidae
Source: RefSeq, a predicted model, not a curated record
GAAUAAAUUAUAAUGGCAUUGCUAACUUAAACAAUGAAGUCUUGAGCUGUAACUACAAAAGAAGAUACAAAAAAAAACAGUAUAAUUGGGUCAAAUACUUCCAAAAACAAGAAGUUAGUGAAUACGUUUUGCGCACGUGUAAGCUACCUAGAUAAUAUCUAAUGUAUUUUGAUAAAGAAAUAGUGCGCAACGUAAAGCUUGCUGCCAAUAACGUACCCAACGUCGUGUGUACAUUGACCUACAAUAAUUUAGUAUUACCUCUGUGAAACAAGUCCGCUGCGGACACGAUAAGCUUCGCUAAUGAAGCAGUGAAAAGCUGAUGUGAGUGUCUACAUUCCGUAAUCAUGGAAAAAAUAUUGAGAGGAAUAAUGAGGUACCGUGUGUUGGAUCGCGCAAGUAUGGUAAAACAAUUUCAAGAAGUAAAAAACAAUCCUACGCCUAAAGCGGUAUUUUACACAUGCAUGGACAGCAGAAUGAUUCCAACCAGAUUCACUGAGACAAGCGUUGGUGAUAUGUUUGUAGUGCGAAACGCUGGUAAUGUAGUACCUCACUCACAGUACUUUGUGGACGAAAUGACCAGCUGUGAGCCAGCUGCUUUGGAGCUGGGCUGUAUACUAAACGACAUAAGACACAUUAUUGUAUGUGGACAUAGCGAUUGUAAAGCGAUGAAUCUUCUUUAUAAACUUAAGAGCAAAGAAGAAUCAAGUAUAGAACAAAGAAGACUGUCUCCCUUAAAAUCGUGGCUAUGUUCGCAUGCACACACAAGUCUCACAAAAUUUAUAGAAAUGAAUAAUGAUUUCACAAAGCCGAUGCUUUUUACGGGUGAAACACCGCAACGGAAGUUUGUCGCCUACAUAGACCCAGAUAACAAAUUUUGCAUAGAAGACAAAUUAUCACAGGUGAAUACACUACAACAGUUACAAAACGUGGCCUCAUAUGGAAUGUUGAAGAAACGGUUGGAGAAACACGACCUACACAUUCACGCAUUGUGGUUUGAUAUCUACACUGGUGAUAUUUACUACUUCAGCAGAAGGGCAAAGCGAUUUGUGAUUAUUGAUGAAUCUUCUUACGAGUCAAUACUGGCUGAAGUCCGAAGAUUCUACUCCUAACAAUUUAAGUAUAAUACUCAUUCUGUCUCGAACGCAUUUGCAUUACAUUUUAGUCGCAGAUAGAAGGCGAUAAUAUCGAACGAUUGCAACGAAAAGUUAUUGGCGGGAUUGAGAUAUGUGUAAUUGCGAUUUGAUUGCUUGUACUUACUAAGAAAAUUAUGUUUAUGCUUGUUUAGUGAAGGCUGAUGAACCGAAAUCACAAGAAAUACGGCAGUACGAGUCAGUAUGCUUUAACCAAAUAAGACAAUUUUAUAAUUAUGUAAUAUUUUGUUUGAGUUGAGUGUUUUAUUUGAUAAUGUUCAUUACUUAGAUAUCUAUUUUUUUAUAGAAACUUUUCUAUCACAGUAAGAGAUAGGUACAAACAGGUUUGGAAACUUAUAUAAUUGCAUGGAAUGGAGUAGGUAUUUAGAGUAGGGAUUCUUUCUGUAUACAUAAUAUUAUAAGAACUAUGAAGUACCUUUAAAAUGUCUUAAAUAGGAUGCGCUAUUGUAGUAGUGGUAGUGGGCAAAUUAAACAAAUUUACAUUUCGUUCAGUAAAUAGUACAGUACUCUUGUUACAGUAGCGACAUCUAUCUAAUACAUUUCGAUGAAGAUUUUUCAGUCGGAUAACCUAUAAAAGUACUUACUCCUUAUUAACUUCAUAUUCCAUCAUCCAUGCAAAUAAGAAUCUUUAUGCAACACGAUUGCUUAGCAAUAUACGAGGUAACUAGCAAUACAAAAACCAUGCAUACUUUCUAAAUAUUUCACAGAAUGUACAUAAUUGCACUUCAGUGUCAACAUUUAUCGAAAAUAACGAUCAUUUUUAAUUUUAUACAUUUUUUUUACUUUACCAUGAAACAACUUGGAAUGUUACGACUGAGGUGCAGUUUACGGUUUACACCUUCUAUUUUAUUAAUUAUUAUUUAAGACAAGGUUUAAAUAAGUAGUUCGUUUAUUAAUUUUAUUUAAUACUUUAAUUAAUGUUUUUAUAACUAUCUUGCCUUUGAUUUGGGACC